AUGGGGACGCCUAGUAUAAGUAUCGGAAGGCUCAGUGCUCUGAUCACACUCGCCGUUUUGUGGAAACCAGCGUAUUCCGAUUGCUCACUGUCAUGUCAAGGAACAUCAUCGUCCCCGACAUUCCUGGACGGCCACACAUAUAACUAUGGCUUUGACGGUGCCGUCUCGAUAUAUGUGACCGGAGCAGAGAAACAGGAGACAGGUGUCAAGAUUUUCGGGCAGGUGUCUGUGACCGCAUUGGGCAACUGUGCCCUCGCGCUUAAGGUCAACUCUAUGACCAUUUCGGGUCCUGACGGCAAGAAAUUCCCCAGCCCGCCUGGCAUCGAUAAGGCGGUACAGUUCAGCCUACAAGAUGGUCGCGUUGGUCCGGAAAUAUGUGCAGAGGACGGAGACACCAGACGCUCGCUUAAUAUUAAGAGAGCCAUCAUCUCAAUGCUCCAGACUGAGCAGAAACCUUCGACACAGGUGGACGUGUUCGGUUCCUGCUUUACUGAAGCCUCAUCGUCCCAAGAAGGCGGUGCCACUUUGGUGCAUCGCAGCCGCGACCUCUCACGCUGCGCGCAUCGUGAACAAGGAAGAAACGACUUCUUGACGGCCGUCUACAAUCCAACAGCUGAAAUUAAGGACACGCAGAUACUUCAGUCAACGUUGAAUGUGGAAUCGAAGGUAAACAACGGUGUACCGGAGAAGGUGUCGGCCACUGAACAAUAUCUGUACAAACCCUUCUCGGUCGGCGAAAAUGGCGCUCGCGCUGAAGUAAACACCAAACUGACAAUGACUGGAACCACACAAGGUGGCGGUAGCCCAGGUAACUGCCCUGAAAGACGCACUAUCAUUUUUGAGAACCCGCACGGAGUUAUGUCUGAAAAGAGCAACUUGCAAAAUGCGCUCAGCGUAUUAAAAGACACUAGCAAAGCGUUGCAAUCCGAAGCAUCAUCUAAGUCCGCAGGCAAAUUUGCUCAGCUUGUCAGGGUCUUACGUACCACGAAUAAAGAUGAUUUGAUGAAGCUUUUCAACCAAGUCAAAGGCAACAGCCUGGAGAAGAGAGUUUACCUAGACGGUCUCCUGCGCACUGGUACAGGUUACAGUAUCGAGGCUUCCAUUCAGAUCCUUAAGGGCAGGGAGUUAUCUGGUCUGGAAGAAAAGCUCGUGUUCCUUUCCAUGGGUAAUGCGAGACAUGUCAAUGAUGAGGCUCUAAAGGCGGCUACUACCAUCUUGGAUAGACCGAACAUCCCUAAAGAAGUCUAUUUGGGUGUUGGAGCACUAGCAGGUGCCUAUUGCAAAGACCACAACUGCCAUACAAGCAAAUCUGAUGGCAUCGUUACCCUUAGUAAAAAACUUGCUGCCAAGUUACAAAACUGCAAGCCGAGGAACAAAGUGGAGGAGGAUAACGUUGUUGCCGCUCUGAAAGGAAUAAGGAAUAUCAAGCAUCUGGAGAACAACUUGGUUGACAAGCUGGUGCACUGCGCUGCAGACGACAGUGUGAAGGCUAGGGUGAGAGUUGCGGCGCUAGAAGCUUUCCUUGCAGACCCCUGUGCUGCUAAGAUUAAAAAGUCCGGCUUGGAUUUGAUGAAAAAUAGACAACUUGACUCUGAAAUUCGCAUUAAGGCGUACUUGGCCGUUAUAGGGUGUCCCUGUGGCAAGUCGGCAAACGAAAUAAAGACUCUUUUGGAUUCCGAACCAGUCCAUCAAGUGGGACGUUUCAUCACCUUGUCUCUCCGCCACAUUCGUUCCUCUUCAAACCCUGACAAACGUCUAGCCCGACUGCAUUAUGGCCAAAUCGGAACUCCAAACAAAUUUAACAUCGAUGACAGGAAAUACUCAUUCUACCGUGAGCAAUCGUUCAACAUCGACGCUCUGGGUGCCGGAGGUAAUGUCGAAGAGAUGAUCAUCUACUCGCAAGAUUCCUUCUUACCCCGGUCUGCAAGCUUGAACCUGACUGCCGAAGUUUUUGGACACAACCUCAAUAUUCUUGAGGUUGGUGGUCGACAAGGAAAUCUCGAUCGCGUCAUCGAACACUUCCUCGGACCUAAAGGAUUCCUUCGUUCAAACAAACCUCAAGACAUCUACGACAGCCUGGUCGAACGAGUGCAGAAGUCAAAGCAAAAGGUUGAACAAGGCUUGGUGAGGCGUCGCCGCUCAAUCCAAAGCGAAGUUGACAAUUUUGACAAAAAAGUAAAGGCAGAAUCAGUGCCCUACAACAACGAAUUGGACCUGGACGUUUACCUGAAGCUUUUCGGCACCGACGCCGUGUUCCUGUCACUCGGUGACGACAAGGGCUUCAACUUCGACAACUUACUCGACCAAGUUAUCAGCAUACUCCACGAUGGUAUGAACAAAGUGAAAAACUUCCAGAAUGAAAUCCGUGGCCAUCUCCUCUUUCUGGACGCAGAACUUGCUUACCCAACAUCUACUGGUCUUACGUUAAAACUUGACCUAGUUGGUGCUGCUACUGGACGUGUAGAUGUCGGCUCGAAUGUUGACAUUCGUCAAUGUCUCCGCAAUCCCGAAAAUGCCAAGGUCGACAUUAAAUUGGUGCCAUCUACGGACAUUGAAAUCUCCGGUGUCAUGAUGGUAGAUGCCGAUGCAGUCGGCACUGGUCUGAAAGUCGUCACUAACUUGCAUUCUUCCAUCGGUGGUCAUCUUAUCGCCAAGGUAAUCGAAAACGGCCAAGGUUUCGACAUCCAUUUCGGCUUACCCGUCGAAAAACAAGAGAUACUCGUUGCCUCGAACGAGCUAGUUUACUUUACAGCCGAGCGAGGCCAAAUGGAGAAAAUAAACCCUGUUAAAGUUGACACCAAUAUUAAGGAAUACAAGGGUUGUUUCGACCAGCUCUCAGAUGUCAUUGGCCUGACUUUAUGCGGAGAGGUAUCUGUGCCUUUCUCGUUCUCCGGCCCGGAAGCUCAAUCUUCCAUUUCGAAGUUUGCUGCCCGCUAUCCACUGACUGGACCUGCUACCGUUAAAUUAGUAUUAGAAAAGAACAACCUUAGGGGUUAUCACGUCAAAGGUGUCCUGCGAAGAGAUUCGAAAUCGGGCAGAUUUGGCGUCGAAUUUCUCUUUGACGCUGAAGGGUGCAAAACUGGCCGUAUUCAAUUAAAUGGCGACUUGCUUUUGUCAAACGAAGAAAGGUCGUUGAAGUUAGCAUUAGACUCUCCAUUCAAGGUACUAUCUGGAGAAGUUGCUUUAUUCACGAAACCGAACAAAGAAUACGCCCUCCUUACCAAAGCUAAAAUAGAUAAUGCAGAAUAUUAUGGCCGAUUAGGAUUUGAUGUACACAAAGAAGGUCAAAAAGUAAUCUACAAGCCAGUCUUAGAGUACUUGCUGCCUGAUAACAAGGGGAAGCAAGUGGUGAGGAUUGAAGGACAAAUAAGUCACAACACGCAAAUAAAUGAAAUCACUUGGAGUUUAAGGAAUAUAAACGCUGUGUUCUUCCACUCUAAUGAUCCACUGGAGCUUAAUGGACUUUAUAGGUCUUCACCAAACGGUUUCAAUUUCGACGCCAAAGGGAAAAUGGGCCAGCACACCAUGCUUUUGAUUACUUCUAUGAGGAAUGCAGAAUUCAAAUUAGAGUUCCAGAAUACUUUAAACCCGUACAUAAACUUUAAGAUAAAUGGUCACUUCGAAAAUAAUAAAGAGGUUAUUCACAACGACAUCGAUCUGUGGUAUGGUGGCGAUCUUCGCAAUUCCGAAAACCGUGUCACGCUUAAUCAAUUCUAUAAACGUUACGAUGAUUCCAAAGAGUUCAGCAUUAUCACAAAUAACAAAUUUGAGAUUCACUGUCUUCCACUGAAACUUAAAGCUGAAGCUCAAAUCGACAGCAAGAAAGUUGAUAUUGACGUGGAAGGUCAAUACUUUGAUAAAAAAGCUGAACUUGAUAUAGAAGCAAGGACUCAGAUCAAGAAACCUGGAGAUUAUAGUGUAAAAAUUACGGCUCAGCUAGACCGUCAAGGCGUAGAGGCAUUCGCUAAGAGAGAUAUUGUCUCUGCUGAUAAAUCCAAUUUCGAAAAUUACAUUGCUAUAAAGGGCAUUGGAAAGUAUGAAUUGUCAGGUAUGGUGAUUCACAAAAAUAAAGUUAAUGAUGUGAACAUUGGAGCGAUUGGACAUCUGAAGGUCUCUGGCGGAGGCAAGAACGAAAAUAUUAAGUUCGAUGUCGGUGUCAUCGAAAACGUCAACCUAUAUUCUUCACACGCCAAGUUAUCGACAAACAAGGGUGAAUUUUUGGACUUAUUGCUCAAAAUAAACCGUGGAGCUAACGCCAAUGGCCAAUUAAAAUUCAUCCUUAAAGACUCCAUAGCCGCAAACGGGCAGUUUGAAGUGACGGACAACGACGGCAAAGGAAACGGGGUGGUUAUCAUCGACUUUAAGAAAGCACAACGUAAGAUAAAGGGUGACGUUAAAUUCGUGGUCAAGGACCCGGUUUACAAUGCUGAUAUAGAGUUAUUCCUCAACUAUGAAAAGGACAACAACGACAAACUGCACAUUAGAACAAACAACAAGAUGACUGACAAAAUAAGUGACUCCAGGAAUAAGUUCGAGUAUGCUGGUAAGAUCACUGAGAUAAAUAUAAAUAAGAAUGGUGAAUUAAUGGGUGACGACAAGUCCAGCGCUAACGUAGAAGUUGUUCUUCCUACGGAAAGAUGUCUCAACAUGAAAUACAACAGAGCGGUUGUUGAGAAAGAUAAUACUCUCAAUGGAAACGUCGCCCUCGAGAUUUCUGACUCAGAGAAGCGGGGAGCGGCUGGCUCUGCUAUCAGCUACAAGGGAAAAAUUGUGGAUACAAACUUGGACCAGUAUACCUUGAACUACGAAGGCCAAAUCCAACUGCGUCUGAAGAAUGGCAAACAGUUAACAAAAUCGAUAUAUUUGAAAAACGUCCCGUUAGGCAAUGACGAGUUCAAGGGUGAAAUUAAGAUCGAUAUCAACGGCAACCUAAUACCGAAGCCGGUCUCCUUAACAGCGACUGGAACGUACAACAAUAACGAAAUGUUUAACAAAAACAUCAGGCUUAAAGCUAACUACGGCGACGAUACAGCCCUGGAACUAGUCGGCGAUGGGGUAUAUAAGACCGAGGGUGGUGUUCAAAAAUAUGGUAAUGACUUCACUCUUUCUCUGCUACUACCAUUCGAAAAAGCCCAUGACAUCAAAUGGAUAUCGAAGGUACAAUUCAUUACACCUGAGGCCAAGGACUUUACAGAGUUUACCAUCAUCGAAUCGGUGCAAUUGAACGCAGACGUAUUCAAAAUUGAUUCCAACGGAAAGCUCGGCGUCCAAAGUGGAACCGCUGAAAUCAAGGUGCUGGUACCUCACCACGAUCCAUUUGUCCUACACGGCAAAUAUGAUGUCUCAGCUAAGAAAGAGGUAAAAUCAGUCAAGGCCGACCUGCAGGCUCGUUACGGUAAAAUUAAGAGGGACUUUAAAUUGGUCAUCAACGCACCGCCUCGUGAACUGGACGUGUUGCUCGUAGCGAACGCACCAGACGCUGAUAAACUGAAGAGAUUAGAAAUCCAAAUUGACAGCAAGAACUCUGCCCCUAACACUUACAGCAACAUGCUGACAAUCCAAGCCGAUGACCGAGUGUACAAAACAGAGGGCGUUGUGGUAUACUCAAGAAUACAACCUCUCUUUGAUCUCAAGUACACAAGUCCCAGUUCGCCAAAAUCUAGCAGGCUGUACCUUAAAGGAGAAUCUAUUAGCGCAUCGAAUGGUAAGUUUGAAUUGAAAUUAGAAAACAUCAAGGACAUCGAUUUCGACGGAUCAUUCGAGGGCAACGUUCAAAAAGAGAACAUCAACCUCAAGGCUCAAGCCAACUCCGGCUACUUCGGUCUGAAGGAUUACAAGAUGGACAUAAGCAGCAAGGAUGCUGGCAACGGCAAACGAUUGGAGUUCCACGCGACGAAUGACAACAAGAAUCUGCUUAGUGGCAGCACAUCCUACAUCAGCAAACAGGAGGGGGCGAAAACAAUCGUAGAGGGAUCCGGUUCGGUGAAACUGAAAGACGAACAGAAACCAGCAAACUUCAAGUACAUUCGCACUAUUCUCGCAGAUGGCAGUGAGACAUUCCUGAACCUCGCUAUUGGGGAGCGAAGCUACGUUGCGGAAUCAAGGAUCACAGAAUUUGAAUACAAGAACUCUUACGUCUACUGUGAGGAAAAGAAACAGUGUGCCAACAUCGAUCUGCACUCCAAGAUCAAUGUGAUCAAGCCAGGUUUCGUGGAGCAUCUAGUAAACGUAGACUUUGAUCUACGCAAGCUAGGUUUUGCACCAGAGUUCGGUCUUCAGAUAUCCAACGAGAUGUCGGAGUUCGUGCUGCCUAAAUACAGCUUGGAUCUCCACGUCAACAAGGAUGACAAGAAAUACCAUCUGCAUGUGUACUGCAAGCCUGAAACUGGCCUGAUCCCGGCUGGCAUCACAAUGAGCAUUCCGUCGAGGGUUCUAGCACUUGAGUCUCAACUUCGCUAUUCGCCGAACGGGCUGCUGCUUUUCCCGAUUCACGGCGAAGUGUCGUUGUACCCUGACAAGAAUAGACCGCAGCAAAAGACCGGCGCGAGGAUGACCGUGACGGCUGACGUCGCAGACCCUCAAAGCUCCGCGCUCGCCGAGUUCGGAUUCAGCCACCCUAGACUUGGCGAAGAGUUAACGCUGAAGAUAAACGGACGACUGGAACGGCCGCAAGAAAAUACAUUGAAAUUUGAAACCUCCGCCGUACUUUCACAUAAUUGCUUCGGUGGCAAACGUGAAUCGAAAGUAAGCUUGGAGGUGAAUCCCACUCACGUGAAGUUCACGUUCGACACACCCCUCGUCAAGGUCAUUGACCUGGAAGGUUCAGCGAUCGUGAAAGACAACUUGCAACAGGGUGAUAUCAAAUUCCGUCUUUUGGAAGGCAAGCCAGUACAAGUUCACGCUGUGGCCAGGGACUAUCAGUAUUAUGAAUUCACCACAGGAUACAGCGAUGAGUCCGAGCGCAAGCUGACUAUCGUCGGAAACCUGCAGCCCGAGAAACGAGUGGACGUGGCAGUUGACAUUAUAUUACCUGGCCACAAGAAGAACAUCAUUCACGGCGGUCUAUUCCUACAAGACAACCUGGUUAAGAGCGAAUACGGUCUUUCCAAAGAAAACUUCAACUACUUCGUGAACGCGCUUAAGAAUGACCUGACCAACCUCCAGACCCGUGUCAAAGAACUUGGAGACAAGAACAGCCAAGAAUUCAAACGUACGCUGGACCGCAUCAAACCGACGUUCAGUAAACUGGAGCAAGCGUAUAGGGAGGACUUACAAAAACUUGUGAACGAGAUCGGAAGCGAUGAAACACUUAAAGAGAUUUCCGAGGCUUUGAACUUCGUGGUUAAAUUCCUGGCCAAACUGGUCGACGACAUACUGAAGAUGACAAAACCAUUGGUUGACAAAAUCACUGAGGCAAUAACCAACCUUGCUGAAAAGGUCAAGGAGCUCUACGUUAAACAAUUGGAGCCGCAAGUCAAAGAGCUGUACGCGAACGUGGCCGCCGUAAUAAGCGAAUACUUCGAUGGCCUGGUGGACACCGCCGCCCACUUCGCUGCCCUCGUCAUCGACUUCUUCGAGCGCCACAAGCCCGAGAUCGAGGAACUCACCAACACCCUCACCGAGAUUUUCAAAGAUUUAACCAAACUACUCGUCACGCAACUGAAAGAAUGGCGCGAAAAAGUGUCUCAAAUAUUUGAAGAGCUCAGUCGGCAAAUAAAAGAGCUGCCGAUCGUUGGUCAACUCAAGGAAAAAUGGCAAGAAAUGGCAAUUUCGGAGCAGGCAAUAGCCAUGUUGAGCGAAGCCCACAAGGCAAUUCGCCAGGUGUUGCCGACUGAAGAGGCUAAGAACUUCGCCGAUGAACUUUUCAAAUACGUCUCGAAGAAACUGCAACAGCAAAAGGUGGACGAAGCGGCAUCGCUGCGAGUCUUGUACGAGAAGUUUGCAGUGGCAGUGAGCUCGAUCGUACAGUUCAUCCGUACGAACCUCGGCGCCGUGGGGAUACCAGUGGCCCCUGCUUUCAGCGCCAUACCUUGGUCACCGAGCUUCGCACCGAUCUCUGCCCCUACCUUAGGCGGAAGUGCCUCUUUCAGCCUGUUCAAUCAGCUGCUCCAAGGGGAUAUACCAGAUCCUCUAGCCUUGAUCCGGGCAUACAGGCCACGCUACCUCAAUCCGCUCGACGAGAUACCGUCCAAACUCAGAGCGGUGGUCGUUAAUGGCCAGCACAUCUUCACGUUCGACGGCCGCCACCUGACCUUCCCCGGCACCUGCCGCUACGUCCUCGCCCACGACCACGUCGACCGCAACUUCACGCUGAUGAUCCAGCUGCAGAACGGAGCGCCCAAGGCGAUCAUCCUCGAAGACAGGAGCGGCGCCGUCAUCGAGAUCAAGGAGAACGGUCAAGCAGCUUUGAACGGAGCCAACCACGGAUUGCCAGUGGCCGAAAAGGAGUCCUUCGCGUUCCGCCAGACUAACGGCAACCUUGGCAUCGGCUCCACCUACGGAGUAUUGGCCAUCUGCUACGGAAAACUCGAGAGCUGCUACAUUGAAGUUAGCGGUUUCUAUCUUGGCAAGCUGCGGGGUCUUCUCGGUGAUGGCAAUAACGAGCCUUUCGAUGACUUCAGAAUGCCCAACGGAAAGAUCUCUAACUCGGAAUCCGAGUUUGGCAACGCGUACCGCCUCACCGGCAGCUGCCCAGCGGCGAAGACCCCCGAGCACUCUCACCAUCAGCUCCACCACAUGUCCUUGCCGCCGGCGUGUGAGAUGGUCUUCGGCGGAACCUCGCCUUUGAGACCGUUGUCUUUGCUUCUGGACAACGCACCAUUCAGGCAAGCGUGCAUCCACGCAGCGAGCGGCGACUCCUCGGAGGCCAUCCGCCAGGCUUGCGCGCUGGGGCGCGGCUACGCGGUGCUCGCGCAGACCGGGCUGCUGCCGGCGGCGCUGCCCCCGCGCUGCCUCUCGUGCACGGACGCCGACAAGGAGCGCGCCGUCGGCGACACGUACGAGCUCAAGCUGCCGGCGAAGCAGGCCGACAUCAUCAUCGCCGUGGAGACAACGAUCGGCAACGAGAAGAAUUUCAAGGAAUUGGUUGUGCCGCUCGUCUCCCAGCUGAUCGACAACUUGAAGAGCAAACGCAUCGGUGAUAUCAAAGUAUACCUCGUCGCCAUAACCUCCAAAUAUGCUUACGCCACCGUCCACGAUUCUGAUUUGAAACUGAAAACGGCUAAUAUGAACUUCGACGACGAGAGCCGCUACGAGAAAAUGUUCGAGACCGUUAAGACGGGCAAUGAGAGAAUCGACAAUUUCGCACAAACUGCAACAAACGUACUGGACUACUUGAGGAAAUCUUUAGGCUUUACAAACGUUAUGGCAGGCUACAAGGAGUUGGCAGACCUGCCUUUAAGGGCCGGCGCUGUCAAGCACACUAUCAGCGUGGUUUCCCAACAUUGCCAGAAACAGGACGCAUUCCUCUCUUUGUUCCGGUCACUCAUAUACGAAAACGUAUACAAGGCGAACGCGCUCACCGCUUCCAUCAUCACGAACACUCCUCAACUGUCAGAGGGAGACGAGAAACUCAAACAGGCUGCUGGAUACACAAAGAACUCCGUGCUUUUGUGUGGCGAUAAGAAGCAGAAGGACACAGAAGCACUCCGUGCCACUAUUAAAUCAAGUGACAACGAAUGCAUCAAUUUCGUUGAAUCUGUCGACGGUUUCGUCUUCUCCGCUUCGAACUACGAGGCGAUGAACCCUGGCAUGCAGAAGCAGUUCCUGCAGACCGCGGCUGGCGCCAUCAGCAAGGAGAUGCUGAGAGAGGUGUUGGUCCAACAGUGCACAUGCAGCUACGUAGACCCCUUGAGGGCGCGCUCCGUUUGCGUCACCAAGGAAAGGAAGGAAGCGGCCCGCCGGCGAAAG
This is a messenger RNA of Iphiclides podalirius (scarce swallowtail), 9909 nucleotides long. Lineage: Eukaryota; Metazoa; Arthropoda; Insecta; Lepidoptera; Papilionidae. The record is from the annotation of a GenBank genome assembly.